GUGAGCCAAAUAGGAAGCGGCGCAGGCGAGCCUGACAGAUUAUGUGGACGUAUCAGUGAGCGAAAGCAGUUGCUUUCGAAUCAUUUAUUUGGGGUUUUGUAUUCUCAGAAAGAAAGACAUCUCUUUAAAAUGACUGUCUUACAGCUUAAGGGAAACGUAGUGUAGUUUAAUGUGUAUUUAACUAUAUGUAUUAAUAAACUCGGCGACAAUGAUGUCGGAAUGCGACCCGACAGAGACAGAGACCAUCGAGCCAGCGCUGGACACCGGAGCAGCAGCGGUGCCUACUUCAGAGUGUAACUUUCACUCCCCAGAGCCCCCAACGGUAUUAUUUGAUAGAAAUAGGUUAGGUUUGGGGCUUACGGUGAACCCCGGAGUCGCCGUUCGGGUAUCGGGCUCUUGUGAAAGCGUCUUGACCGAGCUGGAGACCGACGGCUCCGGCGAAGAGGCGCUACUGUUACCGUGCUUAGCAGGAAGCUCGUCGUCUCCACGGGGUGUACGAGAGAAGCGGAGCAGGCGGAACAGACACAGCUCGUCAUCGGAUAAAGACACCUUGGCCUCCCCAGGUACCAACAGUGGUGACUUCAACCAUUUUCCUGAUGAUCCUGAGUUUGCGGAUAUUAUCCAAAGGGCAGAGCAGGCUAUUGAGAAUGGCGUCUUUCCAGAGCGGAUUUCCCAGGGUUCCAGUGGGAGCUACUUUGUCAAAGAUCCAAAAGGGAAAAUCAUUGGUGUUUUCAAACCAAAGUCUGAGGAACCAUAUGGCCACCUGAACCCCAAAUGGACCAAAUAUUUUCACAAGCUGUGCUGUCCUUGUUGUUUCGGCCGAGGCUGCUUGUUGCCGAACCAGGGUUACCUCUCAGAGGCUGCAGCCUCGCUGGUUGAUACCAAGCUCGGUCUGGGAGUGGUGCCGAGAACGAAGGUGGUGUAUCUGGCUAGUGAGACGUUCCACUACAGCGCCAUCGACAGGGCCAAGUCCAGAGGGAAGAAGUACGCCUUAGAGAAAGUCCCCAAGGUGGGACGACGCUUUCACAGAGUGGGCCUGCCACCCAAGGUGGGCUCAUUUCAGCUGUUUGUGGAGGGUUACCGUGAAGCAGACUACUGGCUGCGGCGCUUCGAGGCAGAACCUCUGCCAGAGAACAUCAGGAAGCAGCUGCAGUCACAGUUUGAGCGGCUUGUAGUGUUAGACUACGUUAUUAGGAACACAGAUCGAGGAAAUGAUAACUGGUUGAUCAAGUACGAGAAGCCAGGAGAAGGAGAUGAAGGAGAUGGACAAAAGGAUCCAGAGUGGCCACAGAGCAGCACAGACUCAUGCAUCAAGAUUGCAGCAAUCGACAACGGCCUGGCCUUCCCUUUCAAACACCCAGACGAAUGGAGAGCUUACCCGUUCCACUGGGCGUGGCUCCCCCAGGCUAAGGUGGCCUUCUCCCAGGAGACCCAAGACCUGGUUCUGUCCCGCCUAUCUGACAUGAACUUCGUCCAGGAUCUCUGUGAGGACCUCUAUGAGAUGUUCAAGACAGAUAAAGGCUUUGACAAAACCAUGUUUGAGAGACAGAUGUCUGUUAUGAGGGGUCAGGUGCUGAACCUGACCCAGGCGCUGAAGGAUGGGAAGAGCCCCAUCCAGCUGGUGCAGAUGCCCCGGGUGGUAGUGGAGCGCAGCCGCUCAGGAGGUCAGGGACGUGUGGUCACUCUUGGCAACGCCUUCACGCAAACCUUCCACUGCAAGCGGCCCUUUUUCUCCUCUUGGUAGACUGAGAGGGGUGAGGAGGGGGAAGAGCUGAGGGGAGACACCUUGGCAAGAAGAGAAAUGAAGAGGAAAACAUGAUGAUAGAAUGUAAGACAGAAAAAAUUGCACUCAUGAACAUUUCUCAUUUUGUAAAGAGAGUGCAGACAAAAUUGGGAGCUGAAGAGAUUGGCAUACCAGUGUCUCACUGAGACCUUGGUGCUGUGUUGCGGUUACCAUGGUGACGUGAUUGGAUAAUCGACUUUUCCACCGAGAUGGGUUUUGUUUAUUGUUAGGCAGAAAGGUUUUUUUUGUUUGUUUGUUUGUUUUUUUACGCACCCAAAUGGCCAAAGAACAAGCACUUUCAAACCACAAACUAACAGAUCUGUGGUCCAGGAGUGUUUGGGAAUAAAAGGACUGGUUUCACAGAUCUCUCCAGAAAGUGAUUUUGUUUUGUUUUGUUUUUUUUUUAAUCUGGGACAUUGUUGUUCCUGGUCUGGGAUAAAGUCUAAGAACGUGCUUUGCCUUGUAGGAUUGCUUAUUAAAAUAUAGAUGUGCACUUGCACUGAUGGAAGUGUUUGACUAGCGCUUCAUAACUGGGUCAAACCAUCCUUUACCCAGUGUUAGUUUUCAAAACCACAUCCGUUAAACAAACACAAACCCAGUGUCUUCAAGUGUCGCUACUGCCAAAAUCUGAUUGUGGAAGGAAUAUUGAAAAACCUCAAGAAAAGAAUCUUGUUGAAACUUGAAUAUGAAAUCUGGAGAAGCAGGAUUAGUAAUAAAUACAUUGCUUGAAUGUAAUCUGUUUACGGUUUCUAUACGGUUUCUUGCUCCUAAACAUUUCAGUAUGAGUGAAUGCUGUCAAAAAUCAACUUUUCUCGUAACAAUGAAUGUAUUUGUUGUUUGACACAUAUUUAAUUGCUGGAAAGCAACUUUCUCUCAAACCUCGUGGCUUGGGGGGGUGGCACCUUGUCUCUCCCCUUAGUAACACAUUAUAUGAAGAGGAAAAUCAACACCGACGACAAUAUUUCACAUUUGCUCAAUGCCGUUGUGUUUUCUUAUGUAUGCAUCUUGAAAUUUUUAUUCCAACUCAAUGAUUGUUGAAAAGUUGUAUAUUUAACAGAUGAAAAAAUAAAAUUUGGGAAGUUUGAA
Molecule: messenger RNA, 2869 nt
Organism: Scatophagus argus
Lineage: Eukaryota; Metazoa; Chordata; Actinopteri; Scatophagidae
Gene: pi4k2b
Product: phosphatidylinositol 4-kinase type 2 beta
Exons: 11
Coding region: 209-1744 (511 amino acids)
Biological process (GO): endosome organization; Golgi organization; phosphatidylinositol phosphate biosynthetic process
Cellular component (GO): trans-Golgi network; endosome; lysosomal membrane
Molecular function (GO): 1-phosphatidylinositol 4-kinase activity
Source: RefSeq, a predicted model, not a curated record